Molecule: messenger RNA, 6417 nt
Organism: Cyprinodon tularosa
Lineage: Eukaryota; Metazoa; Chordata; Actinopteri; Cyprinodontiformes; Cyprinodontidae
Gene: hivep3a
Product: HIVEP zinc finger 3a
Exons: 7
Coding region: 461-5665 (1734 amino acids)
Biological process (GO): regulation of transcription by RNA polymerase II
Cellular component (GO): nucleus
Molecular function (GO): RNA polymerase II cis-regulatory region sequence-specific DNA binding; DNA-binding transcription factor activity, RNA polymerase II-specific
Source: RefSeq, a predicted model, not a curated record
UAAUAUAGUGAGCGACCUGUUUGUCAGUGCAGUGCACGUAGAGCAGAGACUCACUUACCUCCCUUCACCGUCACUCUCAUUCAUUCUUUCCCUGCCUCCCUCUCCUCCUCUCCCUCACCUUCUUUCUGCUUCCAGUCAUUCACAAAUGGAGGACAUCCCCACCUGCAGCAGAUCAUGGUGCUGAGAAGAGAAGAAUCUUACAUUCAAAUGAGAUUGAAGACUGGAUAAGUUCUCCGUACUAUUUCAAUCAAUCACCAGUAAUUCCUUUUUCAAAUAAAAACUAAUUUAGGUUGAAUUAUUUAAUAUAAAGAUUAAAUCAACAGGCUAAAAUUAUGAAACCUGUCUCUUUAAAAAGAUAGGUCAUUUUGUUCAAACCCCUUAGUUAAUUAUUAGAUUUUUAUUCUGUGGCCUAAUCAAGGCAGACAUAAAUCGUGUCUACCUAGGGCUUUCCUUCUAUUUUAUGGAGGGCUUGCACUGUCCUAAAAAAACUGGGGAGCAGACUGGAGAUCAAGAACAACAUCAAUCAGAAUCUCUUCAGCAAGGUCUGUUCUGCAAGUCUCCUUCCCAGCCUUCUCAACUAGAUCUAAGUGCCUGCUCAAAGUCUCAUGGUACAGCCCAGCUGCCCAAACUGUCCAGAAGACAUAACCCUGAACGUAAACGACUUAGGCACCAGCGGCAGAGCAUUGUCUCUGAUAUAGAACACAAACAAGAAAGAACAAAAGAAGCUUCCGUUUCCAGUUCAUCUUCAGAAGCCCUACCUUGCACUCAAGACAUUUCUAUACAGUCUGCAUCAGAAACCCAAGAGGACAACCCCAAGCAGAAACGUGAACGUAAGCCUCAGAAACCAGGCAAAUAUGUCUGCACUUAUUGUGGCCGUGCAUGUGCAAAGCCCAGUGUUCUACAGAAACACAUUCGCUCCCAUACAGGUGAACGCCCCUAUCCUUGUGCACCAUGUGGGUUUUCUUUUAAGACAAAGAGUAACCUGUACAAACAUCGCAAAUCGCAUACCCACAGGGUAAAGGCAGGUUUGGCUCUUGGGGAGGCAAAAGGUUUAGAAGAGCAAGUCACUGAAUCAGAGGAUGAAACCCAACACCUAUCUUCUGCUUCAGCCCUUACAAAUAGACAAAAUAGUGUAGCCCCAGCUAAGGGUUCAGAUGCUGAAAUGUUAAAAGAUAGCACUGGAGCCAGCAGUGACUCAUAUGCAGUGAAAAAGAGACUGGCCCUUCGUCUAAGUAGGGGGAAGCAUGGUUCUCAAGACUCUUCUGAUGAUAAGACAUCAUCUCUUACACUGAGUAGUAGAGGCAGUACAGAAUCUGGCUACUUCUCCCGCUCUGAAAGUACAGAGCAAUCACAAUACAGUCCCCCAAACACAAGUGCUAAAACCUACGCAGAGAUUAUCCUAGGUAAAUAUGGACGCCUUGGACAACUACAGAGGAUGUCCCGUCAUCAUAACCAACAUCUUCCUGGUCAUGAAGAAAAAAACAUCUCCUUUGCUGUACCCAAGAAGCAGGUUAUUGAUCAUAUCACAAAACUUAUCACCAUCAAUGAGGCAGUUGUGGAUACCAGUAAAAUCGACAGUGUAAAACCAAGGAGAUUCUCAUUGACCAGAAAGAAUAACUCAGAGGCUCAGAAGAGUUUAAGUAUCAAAGAACCCCUUAUUCACAGCUCUAAAUCUGGGAAUCUCAGUUACAAAACCACAGGCUCCAUCAGUAUGGGAGUUCCCUGUGAAAAGUUUCUUCAGCCAUCCCUAAAAGUGGAGCAACCUUCUUCUCAAAUAUCCACUGCCUCUAUGGUGAGAAGCCUCUCCCUGCCAUCUCCAUCAACUUCGUUAGACACUUCAGGUCUCAGUAAAUUUCGACAAACUCAAUCCUUUGAUGAACAUCCUUCUGAAAGCAAACGUCGUUUUGGAACACUAAGAAGGCAACCAGCCAUUGAAAUCCCCAUAUGUGCUGAGCCUACAAAGGAUGAGCAGGAAACAUCUAAUACAUUUUCCAGCAACAGUGUCACCACAGUGUCUGACCAGAAGCCCCGUCAGCCAGAGCCAUACAAAUGUGAGGCCUGCGGCACUGGUUGUACAGACUGGGAGGGCUAUAAGAAACACAAACAAAAUCUAUGUUGUGCAGAUUAUCCACAAAAUGAAACCAUAAUGAGUUCAAUGGAGAGCUCACAGUUAAGUUACCAAGCAGUCAGAGCUGGAGUUUCAACCAUGCGUAAGAGAAGGAAAGAGGAGAGUUUUGAUUCUGAUGACCUCUCUUAUCCCCCAUUGUCCUCUUCAGUUGUCUUAUCAAGUCAGUGUAAAGGUGAAAUCAUUGUAGGUGUUGAAAGCCUUGCAAGACCAACACUCCAAACCUGCUCAGUGAUUCAGCACACUAGUUUAUUUGAAAAACAAGAAUCUUCACACCAUGAAUAUCAAAGCCUGAAGGUAACCAACUCGCCACCUCAUAAUGAAAAUCUUCCCUCCUCCAAAACUCAACCACUACAUCAAUCAGUGAAGCUUAAAAAUCGAAAGCUGGUUCGUCAAAAUAAUGUACAGGUUCCAGAAAUACUGGUUACAGAAGACUCAAACAUUGGCCAAGAGAAAUCAAAAGAGCCAAACUUAGGAGACAAAAAACUGGGAAAACUGGAUGAUUUUCAUUGGCCACAAAGGAGCCCAUCUUUGGCACAACUUCCCAUUGAGAAGCUUCCCCCCAAAAAGAAGCGCUUACGUUUAGCUGAGGCUGCCCAGUCCUCAGGUGACUCCAGCUUUGAGUCCAUGUCGUUACCCCAUAGUCCUAGUCAGGACAGUAGUGCAUCAUAUACAUCCAGCCGCUCUACAUCUUUUGAGGAACAAAGCAGACCAGACGUGGAAAUAACAGCAUCAGCAGCACUGAGGAGAUCUAGAGCAUCUCACACUUUGGCUGUGCCCGGGUUACAUCAUCAAAGAGAGAUAAGGCGCUCAGCAUCUGAGCAAGCUCCUCAUGACUUACAAUCUCAUGUUUUAUUGGCUGAGAACCGCAGUAAAUCUUUUGACUAUAGUUGUCUUUCUCCUGAGCGCUCUGCAGUUGGCUGGAAAGAAAGAAGGAAAUGUCUCCUUAUGAGACACAAAGUAAUCAGAGAUCAAGAUGAUGAGGAAGGACAUGGGACUGUCCCGAGCCACCAUUUGGAACAUGCAAGCUCAGAUACAUUUUUUCAAGAAAGCCAAACUUCUGUUUCUUGCAGCAGAUCUUCCUCUCCUCCUUUAUCGAGUGUGAGGGUCUUGGGUGUUCCGGAAGGAUCACAGUGCAAAGAAAUUUGUACCAAGUGGACACCAAAUAUUCACUCAAGGGGAAGCACAGAACUGUCAAAAAGCUAUCAACCAUCUGUAGAUGUAAAAAAGGAGUCAUCCAUCCAUCCAGAGUAUACUUAUGGAGCUUCGGGGGCAGCCCGAGCCCUCUAUCACCCUGUGUCGACUGGGCUAAAACUAGAGAUUCCCCCACGUCAUCAAACUUAUGCAGAGGUUCACUCCAGUUACUCCCAGUUUCAACAGCGUGUCCCUCACAUAUCCAGUUUAGGAGAACUGAGGCCAUUGACGUCUCAAGCAGUAGCUGUUCGCCUUCAAACAGACACUCUAACCCCAGCAUGUGCUAUAUACACCAGUCUGUCUCAGUCCGUCUCCCACAGGCCACCUGAGGCGUUUGACAAUGUCUUACCCAAUGUAAACAUUUUUAAGGUCGAAUUCAGAACCCACCAAAAAACAAGUCUAGAUCUGCAACCGUGGUCUGAUGAAGGACCAAGGUUUCCAGGAUCCAGUGGCAACAAGCGCAUGCUUUCACCUUCAAACAGCAUAGAGCUACAAUCAGAGUCCCAACAACAACAGAAAAGAAUAAAAGAAGAGGACAAGGAGGUUGGAUGUGCCAAGACAGCAUCGCUUAACACAUCAAGUCAAAAUCGAAGACUGGAAACCCUAUCAUGCUUACCAGAUGUUUCUUCUCCCAUUUCACAUGCCGCAUCAACAUUCCCUAGCCUGCUGUCCAGUACCUGUAACAGCUGGUGCUAUCUAAACUACAUCAAGCCAAAUCCAUCUAUACAGAAGUCGUCAGUCUAUUCAACAUGGUCUACCAGUGACUAUGACCCCAACCCAUCUGGACUCACCAGCAAGACGGUACUCUCUCUUCUACACUGUAAGCAGAGGCCUACUUCCUCCAUUUAUACUACACCAGCUAUGAUGGUUGGGAUAACUGAAUCCAUACAGGAUGAGGACCGUAAACGUCUCUGCUCUACUGAGGUCUACAGCAGCCCACGCUAUUGCACAGACCAUAAGCAGAUGGCAAAGGUACAGCAAACAGAGGACAUUGUUUUAAACAAAGCCAGCAAGAAAAACGAGAUGAAGAGACAAGAGCAGGAAGUAACAUUAUUUUCCGGAAAUCAACAGACACUUGAAAAAAGAUCAGAGGAUCAGUUGGGGGUUGUGUGUGGUGAAUGUGACAGGAAGUGCAAGGGUGAAUUGAGGAACUCUACUGUGCACUCAGAACAAUCCCAAACAUCUCUCUGUGAGCUCUGUAGCAACAGUCCGGAAGCUCCAGUGGCGCUUGGUGAAUGCCUGAUACCUGAGGUACGGGAGGAAGAAAGGAGAAGUCACUAUACAGACACACAUGAAGGAACUUUGAAGUACGCAGAAGCCAACCCAGAUCAAAAAAAGGAUAUUUUUUUACAUGCCCUGGGAAAACACGCUGCUCAUGGUGAUGAUGAUGGCCUAGCUGAGCAUUACAGACAUGGUGAAGGCAGCAGGUCCUCUUUUACUGAAGUUUCCCACACUAAUAGUAAAGAAGUCCAAGAAGAAGGGCAGCUCAUGGACUUUAAAAGCAGCUCAUCUCUACCACUCAACACCAAGGAUGAUGCUGAAAAGAGCUCAGCCAGUGUCAGCUGGGCACUAUUUGCCCGCAGACACCUCAAUGCCUCCACCUCAACAUCUGCUGGAUCUUCCCACUCUCCACACAAUCGGUCUGCAAAUUCAGGAAGAGAGCAUCCUCCGCCCUGCAGCCUGUCAACUAGGACCCAUCAGUCUGCUGCACCUCUGUCCUCCCUCUCUCCAUCCGCCUGUCCUGUCUCCCCAGUGUUGAACUCAGCAGCGUCUCCAGUUAGAGACCAAAACAAGGGACCAGAUUCUUCUGGGCUUCCUGGCUCCCCAGCUGGUCCUCCCGCUCAGAGUCAAACCUGUUCUCAGCCAAAGGACUUAAAGCUGACUGCAAUACUGUUGAGAGAAGAAACCACUUCGACCCCCAACAUCAGCAACCAUGGCACACAGCCUGGAGGAACCAACAGGCUCCUAAGCCACCUGCCCCUGCACUCCCAGCAACCCAGCAGGACUCAGAGUCUUCUGAUCCCCAUCGGGGGGAUUCACAUGGUUCAGCCCAGAUCCACCCUCCCUCUCUACAGCCUGGUGGGAAGCCAAACAGCCUCAACUUUUUCCAGGGAAUCCCCAAAGCGAAAGCUUGCUGUUCCACAGAAGCAAGAGGACCACAAAGAGAAGCUGGAAAGCAGCCGUGGUGGUCCACAGAGCCCCCCAGCUGCAGAGCAAACACCCCGAGAAGACAAAAACCUCACCACCCAGCAGGCAUUAACUUUUAGGACAGGCCCAGAACAUAAAGAGAGGCAUGUUUACUCUAAAGGUCAUAACACAUCUGCCUCCUCCCAGAAGCAUCUCUGAUAGGAGGGACAGUUUAAAGGGACAGUGCAAAAAAACUGAUUCCAUUUAGUGGUAAAAUUUUCCAAAGCUUUCUGGAGUCAAAACAAAACAAAAGCACUUGAGCACCGCUUCUGAAUGACGCUGUUAUGUAAUUACCUGAAUAAAAUACAUAAAUAUAUAAAUAUAUAAAUAAGCACUAUGUUAGAUAUGCAGUAUGUUUUGUAAAUCUUUUUUACCCUUUUGUUUGGCAUCAUCUGUGUUUAUUUAUUUAUAUGCUAUUAUGCAAAACCUGUACGUUAUGCAACAGCAGCUGGAAUGAAUUGAGUUUUCCUGUUAACCCCAUUAAGACCGCUCUAAUACGCUAUUGCUAUGUUAUUGUACUGUAUUAUCAGAAAAGAUAUUUAUUCACUCAGACCAGUAUCUAAAGUGCAAUUUGAUGUCAGGAUUGUGGUUUGAAGCGUCUUUCUUAAAAGCUGUGAUUCUUCUUAUUUGUCAGAUAUUUAUUGUUUGUGUUGUAAGGUUUUAAGAAGUGAGGUCAUGAUCAGCUUUUCUGUAGAGAACAAGCUUCAGGAGUGCACUGACAGACAAACUGAUACCCAGUGGAGACAUGUUUCCUGUUAUAAAUGGCUAUAGUACUGUUGGGUUUCAUGUUUAGUGUCAUUUUUUGUUUGUUUGUUUGUUUUUUGCCUUUUCUAAAUGAUACAAUCACUCAUUUUCAUGUUUGCCAUUGAACUUCUCAUUUUUACAGAUUUAUAUUAAAACUGUGACAUAUA